AGCGUGGGGUCCAGUCUACGUGGUUCCGGGAGAGAGACGCGUUGCAGGCUGGAUAUCUACAGUCACUCUUGUUUGCUCAGCGUGCAGCCAUGGAGCGAGGAUCAGCGUGUCGGACGUCCCUCUUCUGGAUCUCGGUUGUGUUUUACGUCGCUGGAGGUAAAUGCGACGUGUCCCACGCCCACUCCACUCUAAGUGUUUCCGUCCCCCACCUGUACUACACCUGUCCCGAGGGGGCGACCGUCAAACUGGUGUGUGACCAGCAAGGGGCCACCUUGCACCACACUGAUGCCCUGAAGCGUAGCUGGCUUUUCACGCCCCACAGCGACCAGCGCUGCAAGGGACCGGCGGGCCCACGCCACACGACCAUAGGCCAUUCACGUGGAAACCGCAGCCUGCCGGCGGGGUUGCAGUAUGGAUCUGCAGAGCACCACUUCUGGGUGAUUUUGCAGAAUGUGACCCACUCUGACCAGGGACGCUACUGCUGCAUGCUGCUAGACUUCCAGCUGGAACACAAACACGCCGCCCUCGUGCAGAAACCCCACAGCCACGUCAUCCUCCAUGUGACACCACGGAGAAAUGGGUCUCAAGACUGCACUGUCUGGGAUCCAACACCAGCAGGAGGCUCCGUGCCAGUGGCCUUGGCCGUAGCAGCCUGCAUCUUGGCCCUGCUGUCAUUGCCUCUCAUUCUGGUGCUUGUGUACAAACAGAGGCAGAACUCCCAUUCAAGCAGGCGUGCACAAGAGCUGGUGAGGAUGGACAGUGAGGCUCAAGGCCACGAAAACCCUGUGUUCCUUGGGGGAUCGCCGCAGAUAAAGACCCGCACGGUUUCUCAGAUAAUGACCAGGCAGUCCUCAGAGACAGGGCGCCACCUGUUGUCUGAGCCAGGGACCCCCCUCUCUCCUCCUGCACACGGGGACGUAUUCUUUCCAAUGGAGGACACCAUCCCCGAGUCUCCGGACUUCCUGCAGAUUUAGACGGGUUGGAACCUUGUGCAUUGCUCUGACUGCUGACCUGGAAAUAGUCCUGCAACCCUCUUUCCUCUGCCUCCAAAGUGAUGUGGGCCUUAUCAGCUGCCUCAUAAUAACUUCUGCUGGAUUCUAGUCCGCAAAUUGUCUGGACCGCAGGAGGGAACGGACUGCCUUUUCUUACUCAAAAACGUUUUCCACCAGACACAGCAGCUGCAGGCCAACUUGUGCCGUGGCAGGGUCGCUCUGCGCUCUGACAAUGACCAACAGGGGCCGUUUCUUGAAACAAAUACAGAGUGCUGAGGGUGGGGGCCCCGUCAUGGGCUGAGGUGGCAGGUCAAGAGAUAUUAAACAGUGCUGUGGACUUAAACUCAUUCAAAGGAAGAGUCUGGUUCACCGUGGGCCGUUAUGUAGUUCAAACCAAAGAGCUGCCCCCGUACUCUGGAAUUGGUUGAUUUGCGGCGUGUAACGCAUAGCAAGCCAUCUGCACGAUCAAGUGCGUGAACAAUAAUAGAAUAUAUAUUAUAUAUAUUCGCUGACAACAUAUCAAUUGGUAACUGCAGAAAAAGAACUGAAUGAUCCGUCGGUCCCUGUGAAACCAGGUUAACACAUCUCGCUCCAGUUGUAUUGCGUCAGUGGAAACCCAAACGUCGUCCUCCCCGUCAUUGUAACAAAGUGCUCUCACAGGGAGGCUCAUUGGUCGGAGAGCUCUCUACCGUGUUUGUUUCAUUACACUGUUCCUCUGUGUCAUACCCACUUGGCCUCGGCUUCUUUUCUCUUCCCUCUUUGCUACCUCAGUUACUGGCCGCUCUGCUGCUCUCAAUACUCCCCUUCCUUCUUGUACUCACAAACGCAGCACUUCACAGCGGCCUUAAAUCUAUACGAGCAUGCGGAAGUGUUUAGAAAAUAAUUAUUGAUUCUGACAGUGGAUGUCAUUUAAAGUUGAUUACAAAUAAUGUUUAUUCAUUUUCUCUUCUCUUCUCUGAAUGUAUCGCAACCACUCUUAAUCACUGCCACCGCAACAAUCCUUUUUGCUCCGAUAUAACGUGUUUGGAUUUGAUUGAUCGAGUACAUUAGUGCUCAUUCCCAUUAGUUUUAAAGUGCAAUUUGAUGUUAAUAAGUAAAUGCUAUUCAGCAGGUGUGGAGGAAUGGAAAUGGAAUGUUGAUCAAGACAAACGGAGAGAAAAUAAGAAAUGAUUAAUGAUUAUUAAUAAUUAUUCAUUUAGCUGUGUGAGACUGAUUAAGCAGUUGUUAGCAGUUUUUCUUAUUGAGGUUAAAAAUGUACAGCAGGUGCUGAAUCAUCUCCAAAAUACAUGUAGCAGGUAUGUAGAAAAGGAUCCCAUGUUUGUAUCUUAAUUGAAAUGUAAGAACUUUGAUAAGUAGUCAAAGUCUUGAAUAUUUGUGCCUGUGUGUGUUUGUUGUGUUUGUGGUGUGUGUUCUCAAAUAUCAGGUUACAGUGUCAAGAAUGUGUGUUUGCAUUGGUAUGUAAUUGUGUGUUUUAUACUGUAAAAAGCUUGUAUACAAAUACAUGGAGCAGUGCAGCAACAUCAUUUUUAUUGCGUUUAUUGCAUUUAAAGUGUCCUGGUUGUGGCUUGCUUAAUAAAGUGGAGCUCUUAAACCUUAAA
Molecule: messenger RNA, 2590 nt
Organism: Gasterosteus aculeatus aculeatus (three-spined stickleback)
Lineage: Eukaryota; Metazoa; Chordata; Actinopteri; Perciformes; Gasterosteidae
Gene: vsir
Product: V-set immunoregulatory receptor
Biological process (GO): negative regulation of alpha-beta T cell activation; regulation of immune response
Cellular component (GO): plasma membrane
Source: RefSeq, a predicted model, not a curated record